Messenger RNA from Rotaria sp. Silwood2, 703 nucleotides. The record is from the annotation of a GenBank genome assembly. Lineage: Eukaryota; Metazoa; Rotifera; Eurotatoria; Philodinida; Philodinidae.
UAAAUUAGCUGUUGAAGUGGUUACAAAAUUAUGCGAAUCGUUUUUGUUUUUGGUCCACCUCGUUUAAUUCACAGUGAUAUUGGACGAGAAUUUGUUUUGAGUGUUAUCAUGGAAUUAAAGACUGUAUUUCCAGAUUUAAUUUUUUAUUCGAGGAAGACCGAGGCAUCCACAAAGCCGAGGGUGCAUCGAAAGGGUAGAUGAAGUUUUGUGCGAUGCUCUCGACAAAUGAAUGUGUACCAAUAAUUCAUUCAGUUGGUCUAGUGCUUUAUUACCUAUUGUAUAUGAUAUAAACACAAGACGGUCCACAAUUACCAAAACAAGUUCAUAUGAAAUCAUGCUCGAAUAAAGACUACAAUCAGAUUCAGAUUUCUGGAAGCUGGUUCAGCUAGCUGGCAUCGAAGAUAAAGAAAAUCUUCCCGCUUCAGUGGACGAAUCAAAUGACAAUUCAAUUGAUGGUACAUUUGAUAAUCCAAUUAAUUUCGAUGAACGUAUUGAUACCGAAGUAGUUGAUCUUCUUAAACAAUUAUCUGAUGAUGUUGACUCUUAUGCAUUAAUUAAUUCAUCAUCACAAUUAAUUAAUACACGAUCGGCAUCAAAAUCAUCAUCAGCGAUAGCAACAACACCAACCAGGCAUGAUACAAUUCGAAGAAUUGCUACUCAUCAUUACCUGUCAAGUGCUAGUAGGAAAAUUAAAUUAAAUUAA